GCAAAGACGGCUAGUAGAGGAAGUGACGUACGUUUCACACAUGCACAGUACAAAUCGGUUUCCAGGACGGAUCAGGUAGCGACAUUAACAUUAGGGGGCUAAUGUGGGUGCUAAUAGCCAUCCUCAGUCGUGUUAGUUUUUACAGAUUUGUAUUAAAACUGUGUAAAAAGAAACACCCUGAAGUUUUUUUGAGCUGUGACUCUCCAGGUGUCUCAGACCGGUCUAAUGACAGGUCCACAGUCUCAUAGGUCUCCUUUAAAGUCAAAAUAAGAUGUAGUUUUAAUUUUCACUCUGGGGUUUUAAUAGUGAGGAACAGAAGAUGGUCUCAGUUGGAGAAUUGACCCCCUGCUCCGGCAGAAAUGCUAGUGAGGAGAGCGCUUAGUUUCCCCGUGUUUUUACUACAGGCGCUUCGGGACCCUGACAGCCCGACACAGUGCCUGGUUUUCUCCCAGAAUCACAGACAGACGGUCCGGUCACCGCGGCCUCCAGCUGCAGCCAUCUUGGCUCUUAUUUCAGCAGACGGAUGCAGAUUUUACACCAGCGUAAGGAGGUGUUCGUGCUUCACUCUCUGAAAGUAAAAACUGUGGUGUAAACAAACGAGCGUGAAGCUGCUGAAACUUCAGACAAUUAGGAUCAAUAUCUGAUAAUCUGGUUUUCUUCAUCAAUCGUCCAAUCAGCUUUCGACCUGCUCAGGUGGGUCACUUUAAAAAAAACUCUGAAUACUUGAUGGAUUGAUUAAAUCCAGAGCCAGAUUGGAUCCGUGACCGAACAUCGUCUGUCGGUGAUUCUGGUUUCGCCCUUUACAGAUUGACUUCAGUUAUUAAGGCUCAACGGGCAAGAGGUAAAAGAACAACAAGUGCCCGGAACACACACUCGUAAAAAUCUGAAAUUCUGAUUAUGCGUUUGUUUCAAAACAUGCACACUCACCCACAUACACUCACACGAACAACACACUCAAAAAAACACUCGUAAAAGCUCCCCUUGUCCCUGCGAGAGAGAGAGUUCGACUCCUAAUCUCAAAACCACGUGUGUGUGUGUGUCCUCCGUCUUAUUCACAGCCUUAAAACACAACGAAAGCAAAUGAACAAAAAAACAACAACGCCGUUCUGUUAAGAGCGCCAAAGGCCUUACUUUGUAAAACAACAUCAACAACGACAACAACAUGAACGCAUUAAAAGCAAAUACUGUUAUUAAAGAAGAAUCGGGAGAGGAGGUGUGUGCAGGAGGAGAGGGGGACAAGAACGUGAUUGAUACACUGAAAACAAACGAAUCUGUAGAAAGUUCACAGUCUUGUAGCUCCGUGUACCAGGAGGAGGGAGAGAGGGGGUCUGUGAGGGGCCGCAGGAGGACGAGAGAAAUCGAGUUUUUGAUCAAAGCCUCUGACAGGAAAAGGAAAUAUCAGUCUGACGUCGCUGCAGCUGCUGAGGGAACAGAGUCUGUUCAUCACCACUAACUUUAAUAACAUCCAAAUCCUGCGAAGAGAUGUUUUCAGAUCUAAACGUUUUUUUUUUCUAGAUGUUGUUGCGUUCUCUGGAAACUGUCGGUCCAAAUAGAUUUAUAGUUUUUAGAAAUCUUUAAAUUUACGGGUUUGAUUCUAAGUUUUUGGAUCAGAACUUCAGGAACCUUUUAUCAGAACCUGUGUUCAUGCUUACUGUGGACGUGAUGAAGAGACGUCAGGUUCAGGUUGGACAGGUUUGUAAAAACAGCGACGAGCAGAAUAAAGGUUUAUUUUACGGGCCGUCAGCUAACGGCAAAAACUCCAAACUGAGCGAGUGUUUUUAACUUAAGUCAAUAUUUUAUAUGAACCCUUCUGGACAAAGGGUUUGGUUUACGACAAAAUGAGGCCAUCAGACGUUAUUCCUGUACGAAGAAAAUUUUGAUUCAAGAAACUUUGUAAAGAUCUGUAAUUUCAUAGGGAGGCAUGAUA
This is a messenger RNA of Xyrichtys novacula (pearly razorfish), 1927 nucleotides long. The record is from the annotation of a GenBank genome assembly. NCBI's taxonomy places the organism in Eukaryota, Metazoa, Chordata, Actinopteri, Labriformes, Labridae.